Molecule: messenger RNA, 171 nt
Organism: Dictyostelium purpureum
Lineage: Eukaryota; Evosea; Eumycetozoa; Dictyosteliales; Dictyosteliaceae
Exons: 2
Coding region: 1-171 (56 amino acids)
Source: RefSeq, a predicted model, not a curated record
AUGCUUAUCACUAGAAAAGAUUUGGUUCCAAUUUUAUCAGCCAUUAUUAUAGGAGGUGUUUCAGGUUAUUAUAUAUUUGCUCCAGGACUUAAACAAAUUGGUGAUGAACAAAGAAGAGAGCUUGCUUUUAAGCAGCAACAACAACAACCAAAUUCAGAUAAAACCAAAUAA